Messenger RNA from Numida meleagris (helmeted guineafowl), 940 nucleotides. It is a transcript of the gene MPZ, whose product is annotated as myelin protein zero. The record is from RefSeq and is a predicted model, not a curated record. Lineage: Eukaryota; Metazoa; Chordata; Aves; Galliformes; Numididae. Gene Ontology annotation, biological process: myelination. Gene Ontology annotation, cellular component: membrane.
GGCUGCCCCCCACGUCGGCCAUCCACGUGUACACGCCGCGGGAGGUGUACGGCACCGUGGGCUCCCACGUCACCCUCUCGUGCAGCUUCUGGUCCAGCGAGUGGAUCUCGGAGGACAUCUCCAUCACAUGGCACUUCCAGGCCGAGGGCAGUCGCGACAGCAUCUCCAUCUUCCACUACGCCAAAGGCCAACCCUACAUCGAUGACGUGGGCACCUUCAAGGAGCGCAUGGAGUGGGUGGGCAACCCCUGGCGCAAGGACGGCUCCAUCGUCAUCCACAACCUGGACUACACCGACAACGGCACCUUCACCUGCGACGUCAAGAACCCCCCCGACAUCGUGGGCAAGUCCUCCCAGGUCACGCUCUACGUCUUCGAGAAAGUGCCCACGCGCUACGGCGUCGUGCUGGGCUCCAUCAUCGGCGGUGCCCUCCUCUUGGUGGCCCUGGUGGUGGCCUUGGUUUACCUGGUGCGCUUCUGCUGGCUGCGCAGGCAGGCGGUGCUGCAGCGACGGCUGAGCGCCAUGGAGAAGGGGAAGCUGCAGCGAUCGGCCAAGGACGCGUCCAAGCGCAGCCGGCAGGCGCCCGUGCUCUACGCCAUGCUGGACCACAGCCGCAGCACCAAGGCGGCCAGCGAGAAGAAAGCCAAGGGAGCGCCGGGUGAGCCCCGCAAGGACAAGAAAUAGCGGUUAGCGGGCAGGGAAGGUGCCACCCCCCCGGCGCAGGAGGAAAAGGAGGAGAAGGAGGAGGAGGAAGGCACCGCAGGGCCCCCCAAAGCCCCCAAGGUGGUGAUGACCAUCGAGAUGGAGCUGCGGGGGGAGAGCCCCGUGGCCGCCCGCUCCCCAUCCCGGGGCAGCCUGGCGGGCGCCCUGCGGAGCUUCCUGCGGCCCGGCCACGCGGGGCGGUGACGCCCGGCAGCGGGGACCCGGCGAGGAGCGGGGUG